AUGGUGCUAAGUCCGCGUUUGCUUAGGCUUAUUUCGAAAACCUAUUUAUUGAAGAAUGGUUCGAGGUCAAUGUAUGACAAUCCGAAUAUUAAGUUAUUUAAGCCUAAAAAACCUCCAUCGCCCGAGUUUCAUAAAAAGACGACGGGGUUAACUGGCUUAUUCGUUGACGAGUAUGGACUUCAAAAUUUGCUGAAAGAAUAUGGGCGACUAAUGAAAGUGUUGGAACAGAUUCCUGAACAUUCUUCUUAUCGAAAAUAUACUGAAAGUCUUGUAAAAAAAAGGAUUUCAUUGAUUGAAGAGGAACCUGACAUUGAAAAACUAGAAGAAAAGAUCGGUAUGGGACAGAUUGAAGAAGUCAUCCUACAGGCCAAAUAUGAACUGUUAGCUGCGAAAGAAGUCUUGAAAAGUCAAGCAUGGGAACCCUUAGUAGAAGAAGCUCCUGAAGGCCAAUGGAAUUGGCCAGUUGUAUAA
Messenger RNA from Thelazia callipaeda (thelaziosis nematode), 471 nucleotides. The record is from the annotation of a GenBank genome assembly. Lineage: Eukaryota; Metazoa; Nematoda; Chromadorea; Rhabditida; Thelaziidae.